This is a messenger RNA of Aspergillus wentii DTO 134E9, 504 nucleotides long. RefSeq lists its product as uncharacterized. The coding region runs from base 1 to 504 and encodes 167 amino acids. NCBI's taxonomy places the organism in Eukaryota, Fungi, Ascomycota, Eurotiomycetes, Eurotiales, Aspergillaceae. The record is from RefSeq and is a predicted model, not a curated record. The transcript has 2 exons.
AUGGGCCAGCAUGGAAGCCCUCGUCAACGCAGGACUAGCAAGAAGUAUCGGGGUAGGCAAUUUCAACAUCCAACUUUUGCGAGACCUGCUCUGCGUGACGCGUAUUCGUCCAUACGUGCUACAAAUCGAGCAUCAUCCCUAGCUCGUUUAGAGACGGUUACUCGAGUACGCCCGGGACAAGGAAUAGCUAUCACAGCGUACUGCUCUUUCAGACCGACCAGCUCUGUGGCUGGCAAGUCGACAGCUGCAACUAAAUACACGUCCCUACUGCAGCAUGGACUCAUUCAAGAGCUACAAUCGACAUCUCAGGUUCUGCUGCGUUGGGUGACGCAGCGUGGGAUUGCGAUUAUUUCGAAAAGUAGGGACGAAGAACGUAUGCGCCUGAAUUUGGAUGGAGAGUGGAAGCUUAGGGAUGAGGAGAUUGAGCGGAUUAGUUCUUUGGAUGCGGGAGUGAGGUUUAAUGAUCCUGUUGAUCAUGGGUUUGAUGUUCCGGUUUUUGAAUGA